UGACAGCCGCGCCGCCAUUCAGCGCUCCCGCCGCCGCCGCCGCCGCCGGCGGAGGGCAGCGAGCGCCCAGGGCAGCCCCGGCGGCAUCUCCUCCACGGGAAGGAUCUCUCUCUGGCCUCAUCCCGCCGGGCGCUCCGCCCGCGCAGAGCCGCGGGCAGCGGCGUGGAGGUGUUCUUGGAAAACGUGCCGGCACUUUGGAGCUGAAGAAGGACAUGAGGAGUAAAAGAACCUGGGAUCUCACUGGUCAGAAUGAAACAGAUGUUGAAAGAUUUUUCAAAUCUAUUGUUAGUAGUGCUCUGUGACUACGUUCUUGGCGAAGUGGAGUAUCUCCUGUUGGAGCGCCCAGGUCAUGUAGCCUUCAGCAAUGACACAGUGCCUGUGGAAUAUCAGUACUAUAAUGGUGGUAAUGUGACAGCAGAGUAUGCAUCCAUCCUUUUGCUGGAUGCCAGCACCAAUGAGAUAAUUGCAAGAAAACAGCUUCCAGCAAAUCAGUCCCAGGGGACGGUAGAAUUUGAGUGUUUCCAUUUCAAGAGUGCUGGUGAUUUCUUGUUCAGAAUGGUCUCUCCCAGUGAUAACAGCAGUGCUGCCCAGUGGAGCAGAAGCAGCGUGUCCACCCUCCAUGUGGAAUGGCCUGUGUUUCACAUUGAUUUGAACAGGAGUUCAGAGGUGUUUGGGAGCUCCCUUCAGGUUGGACUUUUUACAAAUGAGCAGUUGUGUGCCAUGAACGAGACUGUGAUUUCGCUGGAUGUGAUAUUCACCAGCACCCUUUAUGAAUUCAGAAGAGUAAGCUCGGAUGAGACUCUGGGCAUUAGAACUAGCAAAGGAAUCCCACUCUCUAGGUCCCAGUGGGUAAAGUUUGACUGCCCACCUGUUGGUCAAGAAAUAUACCUCACUGUGUUACUCACAUCGUUAGAAACACAUUCCGUCAUUGCCUCCAUAGGACCUGUAGAUCUUCUGCACAAAUUUGGAUGCAGACUGGUUGUGGCAGCAGAAGCCACAUGCAAAACUUUGGUUCAGGUCUUCGUAAUCUCUCCACCGUGCGCUUCUAUCAGUGGAAAAAUUGUCGUCUAUAAAGAGGCUCUCAAGCAUCCAAGUCAAAGAACAACUUGGCUGUAUGAAAACGCCCUUCACCCAGGAGACAACAGGACAGAAUUUAACUGCACUUUGUUUGAUGUGGGGAAGAACAAAUACUGCUUUGACCUCUUUAAUUUCUCAAACCGAAGCUAUUUCCCAACAAGAGUUAAGGAGUGUAUAAUGAUCCAAAGGAAUACGGAAGCAUGGAGCCCGUGGCAGCCCUGGAGCCCUUGCAGUGUCACCUGUGGGGAUGGCAUCCGGGAGCGCUUCCGAGAGUGCCUCACCUCCUCGCCAGCAAACCCAGGCUGCGCUGGAUCACCGAGGGAGGCUUCCCUGUGUUCGCUGGAGGAGUGUGCGUCUGUCAAGCCUCCCACCCCGCCUCCUGUCCAGCCAGGAGAGAACCGGAAAGCAGAUAAUAUAGUUACCAUCACAGGUAUUUCUGUAUGCUUGUUUAUCAUCUUUACCACCAUUCUUAUCACCCUCUGGAGGAAACUCUGCAGAGCUCAAAAAUGCAGUACCGCUGUCCGACGAAACUCUGUCCAUUCCCCUGGCUUCCGGAAAAACUCCGACGAGGAGAACAUUUGUCAAGGCAACAAGCAGCGGGACAGCUUUGCUGAAGGAGGGGAUGCCCUUGUUAACAUUCCUCUGACCUAUAGGCGAAGCCUCCAAUUUGCCCAAGAAGAUGAUGCCUCUGGAAGUGAAAACUUGCAGCCAAAUGCCCAAAAAAUAAUCCCUCCGAUUUUCAGCUACCGCCUGGCACAACAGCAGCUGAAAGAGAUGAAGAAGAAAGGCCUGACGGAGACCACUAAGGUGUACCAUGUCUCUCAGAAUCCCCUCACGGACACAGUUGUUGGUGCCACCGCGAUGCUUCCCCUGAGCCAGGAAAGCCAAGAGGAGGUAGCAGCAAACAAAUUUCGGAUCAAAUCUCCAUUUCUGGACCAGCCAGCCAGUCAGCACAAAUUCCUGGGGGAAAGCUCUCACCCCAGGCUGGAUUUUCCAUUCUCACAGGCCAAUCCUGCAGUGAGCCCUACCCAAACCCUAGUAAGAAGAGCUCAUUUCAAGCACCAGGAUAACAGAGCAGACUUGCCCGAGAGGGGCUGUCACAGAAACUCACAGUUUAGAAGAACAGCCAGUUUCCAUGAAACUAAAAAGGCCAGGCCUUUCAGAGAGAGAAGCAUGUCCACUCUCACACCCCGACAGACUCCUCUCUACAACUCCAGGACCAGGACAUGGGACCAGAGCUUGGAGGACAGAACACGGCCAAAAUCCAGAAAUGCUAAUCCAGCGUGUGAAAAGCUGGAUCAGCCCCACAACACUGUGCUGGGGUGUGAACCACAGGGCCAUGGCACAAAGUCCCACCACAGGGCAGGUCCCCCAGUGAGGAAGCUGGACCUGAUCACUGACCGCCAGCCUGCUGGUCAGGAGAAGGCAGCUGAAAAACCUGAGCCCAGCCGAAGUAAGAGGGGCCCUUCACCUAACCCCAGAGGCAUGUGGCGGAAAGAAACGGGCUCAAAUGGCAAAGAUAAUUCCCAGAGAGGCCUGAGUGUAAGCCCUGCCCAGCACCGUAGGGACAAGUGCCAGAGCUUCCCCUUGGACCCUGAGUUUGCCUUUUAUGAUAAUAGUACUUUUGGCUUAACAGAGGCAGAGCAGCAGAUGAUUGACCUCCCUGGGUAUUUUGGUUCGAAUGAAGAAGAUGAAACAAGUACUCUAAGCAUUGAGAAGCUGGUGAUCUGAGUGACUCAUUGCGGCCCUGCAGGAGGGGCAUGCGUGGUAGAGAAUCUGCUGGAUCAGUUGGCUUCUGGUAGAAGAAGCAACAGGAAUCACGUUACCUUCACAUGGAGCAGGAGGGAAUAAUGCCUCAGAUCUGGCUUGUGGGAUACAUAUUCCUUUCUAAUUACUGAAAAGUGCUUUCAUAUAAUAUUUUUUUGUAUGCACGUGUGUACAAUACACACAAAAUACGCUGGGAAAGCACAUGUUAGUGAAGACAUGACCCAGGAAUAGCCAAUAGAUUUUAUUGCCUAAAGCAGUCAUGUUUCAUGAAUCAAAGAUGAUGAGUGCCACUGAUCUAGCCUUUCACACCUUGUGGACUCUGUACUAGUAGACUGUGACAUACUGAGGCAUCCAUUGUACGGCAUCCUCAACCAUCUGCCCUGAUUAAUGAAUGAUUUCCCAUUUAGAAAGGACAAACUUCUAGUGGUGAGCAGUUUUUAUCAUUUUUCUGGUUAGCGUCAUUGAACUGUUGUAGUUGCUCAAAUAAGUCAUCUGGUGAGGGUUUUUUAGCGGGUUGCAUGGAAGUGCAAACAAUUGAUGCUGAAUACUUGGAGUGAAUUUAAAAUUGAGGAGGCAUUUUUCAUCAUUCAAGACUUUGAUAUUUUCUUUCUGUCAAUAUUUAUGCCAGGAAAACAAUGAUGUACAGAUAUUUGCAAGAAAUUUUUAGAAAAGGCAUGCUACAGGGAGGGCAAAGAAAACAGAUGAUCAGAUUUUAGUCCUUGCAGAAAUGUUACUGCAGAAUGUUACCUGUAAAAAGCACUGAGAACUGUUGAAUCAUGCAUCCUUUCCAUAAUUAUCCUUUCCUUUAUUAAUUUUUUUAAAUGUAAAUAUAUUGACAACAAUACUACUACAGCAAGAUCAAAAUAAAUUAAGAACAAAACCAGCAAACAACAAGAUUAUUGGUUAAUACCUGUUAUGUUAACAAAAAUUAAAAAUAAAAUGACAACAUCUGGUGAUUCACAGAGAA
Messenger RNA from Pipra filicauda (Wire-tailed manakin), 3811 nucleotides. RefSeq names its product thrombospondin type 1 domain containing 1 (gene THSD1). Lineage: Eukaryota; Metazoa; Chordata; Aves; Passeriformes; Pipridae. The transcript has 5 exons. The record is from RefSeq and is a predicted model, not a curated record. Bases 250 to 2808 code for a protein of 852 amino acids. Gene Ontology annotation, cellular component: cell periphery; cell surface.